Messenger RNA from Beauveria bassiana ARSEF 2860, 1719 nucleotides. Its product is annotated as CAP-Gly domain-containing protein. The coding region runs from base 1 to 1719 and encodes 572 amino acids. Lineage: Eukaryota; Fungi; Ascomycota; Sordariomycetes; Hypocreales; Cordycipitaceae. The transcript has 3 exons. The record is from RefSeq and is a predicted model, not a curated record. Gene Ontology annotation, molecular function: protein binding.
AUGGCCGACUCACACUACGUAGGAGAGCGCAUAUCCUACGACGAUGCUCUGUGCACUGUCCGCUACAUUGGCGAGGUCGCGGGCGCAAGUGGCUCGUGGCUAGGAGUCGAAUGGGACGACGGCACUCGUGGCAAACACGAUGGCAUAUCCGAGUCGCCGACGGCGGCCUCGUUUGUGCGGCCGGCUCGGCCCGCAGACACCCCUGUGAGCUUCGUCACCGCGCUCAAGACCAAGUAUGUGGAGAGAGAGUCAGAUAAUAGUGGCGUGCGGGACUCUCAAAUCAGGAUUUCGGGCAAGGUGGCCGAGGAGGUGGGCUUCGACAAGGUGCGCCGCCAGAUGGCGCGGCUGGACGAGCUCAAGAUGGCUAUCCUCGACGGCGUGCACAUGGCCUUUGCGCGUCAAGAAGAUGAGCCUGCGGUGGCACAGAUCAGCCCAAAGCUCUCGCACAUAGACAUCAGCAGGAAUCUGUUUGAGAACCUCGCCCCAGUCGUGGAUAUCUGCAAGGAUCUGCCGGCUCUCAAGAAACUGGCCAUCAAUGGCAAUCGAUUUCAAAACGUCCUAGAAGACGCUGCUCUCGAGAACGCCGCCACCGCAUUCUCGCAGAUCACUGAGCUGGGCAUCGGAGACAACAUGCUGAGCUGGGAGGAAAUCUGUCGCAUCGCAGUAACAUGUCCUUCUCUGGCUAACCUGGCUGCUGGCGCCAACCUUCUCUCAAGGCUACCCGCAGUAGAUUACAGUAGUCUAUCAAUGACUCUCACGACACUCAACCUAGAAUACAACAACUUCACUUCGAUUGCCGACCUCGCCAGCCUCACAUCUCUUACCUCUCUGCGCAACAUCUACCUCAAGGGCAACAACAUCCGCAGUCUUGCCUCGGACAAGGCGCCCUGUCCCAUAUUCCCAACUUCCCUGCAAUACAUUGACGUAUCGUACAAUCAGAUUGACGGGUGGGACUUUAUCGACAACCUGACAACGCACUUUCCCGGGCUGACGGCGCUGCGCAUCAGCCAUAACCCCGUCUACGACGUCGGCGCGUCGCCCGCCGCGCCGACGGCCACGGCGGACGAGGCGCACAUGUUUACUAUUGCGCGCAUCGGCCCGCUGCGGACUCUCAACUUUUCGCGCAUCACCACCAAUGAUCGCAGCAACGCGGAACUGUUUUACCUCUCGCGCAUCGCCAAGCAGCUGGCUGCGGUACCCGAGGCCACUGCGUCGACGGUUCUGGCAGCCCACCCGCGCUACGCCGCGCUGUGCGCCGUGUACGGGGCUCCCGACGUGGUGCGCACACAUAGGGUGAACCCGGCGUUUCUGGAGGCUCGCCUGGUGACGCUGGCGUUGCGGUGCGCGGGCCGCGCUGACAAGACGGCGCGUAUCCCGCAGGCGUUCGACAUGUACGCCGUCAAGGCCCGCGUGGCGAAACUCUACGGUGUCUCACCCCUCCGGCUCCGGCUCGUUUGGGAGACGGGUGAGUGGGAUCCCGUGGCGAAGAAGCACAGCGACGAGGGCGACACGUCGGACGAGGAUGACGAUGAUGACGAUGACGAGGCGGCGGUCCCGGUGGCGAGGGAUGCGACCAGGGAUACGUAUGACGAGAAGCUUGCGGACGGGCAGUCGGGUCGGUGGGUGAAGCGUGAGGUUGAGCUCCGCGACGGACCGCGGCAGCUGGGGUAUUGGGUAGAUGGAUUGGACGUCAAGGUGCGUGUAGAACCACUACAAUAA